This is a messenger RNA of Octodon degus (degu), 6565 nucleotides long. RefSeq names its product trinucleotide repeat containing 6A (gene Tnrc6a). The coding region runs from base 677 to 5527 and encodes 1616 amino acids. Gene Ontology annotation, cellular component: P-body; nucleoplasm. The transcript has 22 exons. Gene Ontology annotation, molecular function: RNA binding. The record is from RefSeq and is a predicted model, not a curated record. Gene Ontology annotation, biological process: miRNA-mediated post-transcriptional gene silencing; positive regulation of nuclear-transcribed mRNA poly(A) tail shortening. NCBI's taxonomy places the organism in Eukaryota, Metazoa, Chordata, Mammalia, Rodentia, Octodontidae.
UGCUCAAAAGAAGGCCACUGAACAAAAAAUCAAAGUGCCAGAACAGAUAAAGCCCAGUGUAAGCCAGCCUCAGCCUGCCAACUCUAAUAACGGCACUUCCACAGCAACCAGCACUAAUAAUAAUGCCAAGCGAGCUACAGCCAACAUUCAGCAGCAGCAGCCGCCGCAGCAGCAGCCGCCGCCACAGCAGCAGCCACCGCCGUCACCGCAGCCGCCACAGCCGCAGCAGCAGCAGCAGCCGCCGCCGCAGGCUUUGCCUCGGUACCCUCGCGAAGUACCUCCACGAUUUCGCCACCAGGAACAUAAACAGCUCCUAAAGAGGGGUCAGCAUUUUCCCGUCAUAGCAGCAAAGCUGGGAUCUGCUGCUAAGGUGUUAAGCAGCCAGUCAGAAAGCAGUGCUGCAGCAGUCCAGCAGCCACAAAAUAACGGAGAGGUGCAGAGCAGCCCAGCCCAGUCAGAUACAAACCACAAUACUUCAGGAUCCCAUUAUGAGAAUUCCCAGCAGGGACCUGUGUCUUCGAGUGACUCUAGCACAAACUGUAAGAAUGCUGUUGUAAGUGACUUGUUGGAAAAAGAAGCAUGGCCCUCGGUCCCUGGCAGUGAUCCAGAGUCGGCUUCAGAAUGUACGGACACUGAUUCUGCCUCCAGUUCGGAAUCAGAGCGAAACCUCACUAUCAUGGCUUCAGGGAGCACAGGGGGUGAAAGCGACAGCCUUCGGAGCAGCACUGGACUCGGUUCCCAAAGCAAGUUUGUGGUUGGCAGCAGCAGCAAUAAUGUAGGCCGUGGAAGUAGUCCGGGGCCGUGGGGCUUCGCCCACGGAGCCAUAAUAAGCACAUGUCAGGUCUCUGUGGAUGCUCCUGAAAGCAAAUCAGACAGUAGCAACAAUAGAAUGAAUGCUUGGGGCACUGUAAGUUCUUCAUCAAAUGGAGGGUUAAAUCCAAGCACUUUGAAUUCAGCUAGCAACCAUGGUGCCUGGCCAGUAUUAGAGAACAAUGGACUUGCCCUAAAAGGGCCUGUAGGGAGUGGCAGUUCUGGCAUCAAUAUUCAGUGCAGUACCAUAGGCCAGAUGCCGAACAAUCAGAGUGUGAACUCUAAAGUGAGUAGUUCUUCUACCCAUGGUACCUGGGGAAGCCUUCAGGAAACUUGUGAAUCCGACGUAAGUGGUACACAGAAGGUUUCGUUCAGUGGUCAACCUCAGAAUAUUACCACUGAAAUGUCUGGACCAAAUAACACUACUAACUUCAUGACCUCUAGUUUACCAAACUCCGGUUCAGUACAGAACAGCGAGCUGCCUGGUAGUAGUACAGGGGCCUGGCGUGUGAGCACAAUGAGUCAUCCUCAGAUCCAGACCCCGUCGGGUAUGAACGGCACUUCCCUUUCUCAUCUUAGCAAUGGAGAGUCAAAAAGUGGAGGCUCUUACGGUACUACGUGGGGUGCCUAUGGUUCUAGUUACUCUGGAGACAAAUGUUCAGGCCCCAGUGGCCAAGCUAAUGGUGACACUGUGAACGCAACUCUAAUGCAGCCUGGAGUGAAUGGGCCUGUGGGCACUAACUUUCAAGUUAACACGAAUAAAGGAGGAGGUGUAUGGGAGUCUGGGGCAGUGAGUUCCCAGAGUCCAUCGUGGGGAAGUGGAAACGGCGCCAAUUCUGGAGGAAGUCGGAGAGCAUGGGGAACCCCUGCACAAAACACUGGCACGAACGUACCCAGCGUCGAAUGGAACAAACUGCCUAGCAACCAGCAUUCCAAUGACAGUGCAAAUGGCAAUGGGAAGAAGUUUACAAAUGGAUGGAAAUCUACUGAGGACGAGGAUCAGGGUUCUGCCACCUCGCAGACAAACGAGCAGAACAGUGUCUGGGCCAAAACAGGAGGCACCGUGGAGAGUGACUGUAGUUCGGAAAGCACUGGACGCCUUGAAGAAAAAGGAACUGGGGAAAGUCAGAGUCGAGAUAGAAGAAAAAUUGAUCAGCACACAUUACUCCAAAGCAUUGUAAACAGAACGGACUUAGAUCCGCGUGUCCUGUCCAACUCUGGUUGGGGACAGACUCCUAUUAAGCAGAAUACUGCCUGGGAUACCGAGACGUCACCCAGAGGGGAAAGAAAGACUGACAACGGGACGGAGGCCUGGGGAAGCUCUGCAACACAGACUUUUAACUCAGGGGCAUGUGUAGAUAAGACUGGCCCUAACCCUAAUGAUACCUCAUCUGUAUCAGGGUGGGGCGAUCCCAAACCUGCUCCGAGGUGGGGCGAUUCCAAAGGCUCAAACUGCCAGGGGGGGUGGGAGGAGGAUUCUGCUGCUACAGGAGUGGUCAGGAGCAAUCAGUGGGGGACUUACAAAGAGGAGAAGUCCACGUGGAAUGAUUCGCAAAAGAACAGACAGGGGUGGGGCGAUGGGCAGAAAGCCAGCCAGGGUUGGGCCGUUCCUGCCGGUGACAGCUGGGGAGAAGUGUCGAGGAGUAACCACUGGGGUGAGACAAGUAAGAAGUCCAGCUCAGGAGGUAGUGACAGCGACAGGUCUGUUUCUGGUUGGAACGAGCUUGGUAAAACUAGUUCGUUUACUUGGGGAAAUAACAUAAAUCCAAAUAAUUCAUCGGGAUGGGAUGAAUCUUCUAAGCCUAAUCCUUCCCAGGGAUGGGGGGACCCUCCAAAGUCUAAUCAAUCUCUAGGUUGGGGAGAUUCGUCGAAGCCAGUCAGCUCUCCAGACUGGAACAAGCAGCAGGACCUUGUUGGGUCUUGGGGAAUCCCACCGGCUACAGGCAAACCUCCCGGUACAGGCUGGCUGGGGGGACCUAUCCCAGCCCCAACAAAAGAAGAAGAGCCCACAGGCUGGGAGGAGCCAUCCCCAGAAUCUAUACGACGCAAGAUGGAGAUUGAUGAUGGAACUUCAGCUUGGGGAGAUCCGAGCAAAUACAACUACAAAAAUGUGAACAUGUGGAACAAAAAUGUCCCAAGUGGCAGUGGCCGCUCAGACCAGCAAGCACAGGUACAUCAGCUGCUGCCACCUGCAAGUGUCAUGUCAAACAAAGAGGCAAGCAGUGGCUCGGGCUGGGGGGAGCCCUGGGGGGAGCCUUCCACUCCAGCCACAACUGUGGACAAUGGCACUUCGGCGUGGGGCAAACCCACAGACAGUGGUCCCAGCUGGGGGGAACCCAUGGCUGCGGCUGCGGCGUCCGGCACAUCCACGUGGGGCUCCAGCUCUGUUGGUCCACAAGUGUUAGGCAAAUCUGGGCCCAAAUCUAUGCAAGAUGGCUGGUGUGGCGAUGAUAUGCCUGUGCCUGGGAACCGCCCCACUGGCUGGGAAGAGGAAGAGGACGUGGAGAUCGGGAUGUGGAACAGUAACUCCUCUCAAGAGCUUAACUCAUCUUUAAAUUGGCCACCAUACACCAAGAAAAUGUCAUCGAAGGGUCUGAGUGGCAAAAAAAGGAGAAGGGAAAGGGGAAUGAUGAAAGGUGGAAACAAGCAAGAAGAAGCGUGGAUAAAUCCAUUUGUUAAACAGUUUGCAAAUAUCAGUUUUUCGAGAGACUCACCAGAAGAAAACGUACAGAGCAAUAAGAUGGACCUUUCUGGAGGAAUGUUGCAAGACAAACGGAUGGAGAUCGAUAAACACAGCCUAAAUAUUGGCGAUUACAAUCGAACGGUCGGGAAAGGCCCAGGUUCUCGGCCUCAGAUUUCCAAAGAGUCUUCCAUGGAACGCAGUCCUUAUUUUGAUAAGAAUGGCAAUCCCAGUGUGUUUGGUGUUGGAAACACAGCAGCACAACCCCGGGGCGUGCAGCAGCCUCCCGCACAACCUCUCAGCUCAUCUCAGCCUAAUCUCCGCGCUCAAGUGCCUCCUCCAUUACUCUCCCCUCAGGUAGCCGUGCUGAACCAGCUAUCCCAACUAAACCAGCUUUCUCAGAUCUCCCAGUUACAGCGAUUGUUAGUGCAGCAGCAGAGGGCGCAGAGCCAGAGAAGCGCGCCUUCUGGGAGCCGACAGCAGCAGCAGGACCAGCAGGGUCGACCUCUUGGUGUGCAGCAGCAGAUGAUGCAACAGCCUCGCCAGCUAGACCCAAGCCUGCUGGUGAAGCAGCCGUCGCCCCAUCAGCCAGCUGCGAGGUCUUUCCUGGACACCGGCACGCCUCAUGCUGCCCCGGAGCUGCAGAAAGGGCCGUCGCCAGUGAGCGCGUUCAGCAGCUUUCCUAUAGGCUUGAACUCAAACUUGAAUGUAAAUAUGGAUAUGAACAGUAUUAAAGAGCCACAGUCAAGACUACGGAAGUGGACUACAGUGGACAGCAUUUCUGUGAACACAUCUGUGGAUCAAAACUCCAGCAAACAUGGUGCUAUUUCAAGUGGUUUCAGGCUGGAAGAAUCUCCAUUUGUUCCCUAUGACUUUGUGAACAGCAGUACUUCACCAGCCAGUCCUCCGGGCUCAAUAGGAGACGGCUGGCCACGUGCCAAAUCGCCGAGCGGCUCUAGCAGUGUUAAUUGGCCACCAGAAUUUCGCCCUGGUGAACCAUGGAAAGGUUAUCCAAACAUUGACCCUGAAACUGACCCUUACGUCACUCCUGGCAGUGUCAUAAACAAUCUUUCAAUUAAUACUGUGCGGGAAGUUGACCACCUCAGGGACAGGAACAGUGGGUCCUCCUCAUCCUUGAACACCACGCUGCCUUCAACUAGUGCCUGGUCAUCCAUUCGUGCCUCCAACUACAGCGUUCCCCUCAGCAGUACAGCACAAAGCACUUCAGCCAGAAAUAGUGAUUCCAAAUUGACGUGGUCUCCUGGUCCAGUUACGAACACCUCUCUGGCACAUGAGCUGUGGAAGGUCCCUCUGCCACCUAAAAACAUCACUGCUCCGUCCCGCCCACCUCCGGGACUGACUGGUCAGAAGCCGCCUUUGUCUACGUGGGAUAAUUCUCCCCUUCGUGUAGGUGGAGGAUGGGGAAAUUCUGACGCCAGAUACACCCCAGGUUCCAGCUGGGGUGAGAGCAGCUCAGGGAGAAUAACAAACUGUCUUGUUCUGAAAAACCUCACACCUCAGAUCGACGGCUCCACUCUGCGCACGCUGUGCAUGCAGCACGGCCCACUGAUGACAUUCCACCUGAACCUCCCCCACGGGAAUGCUCUGGUCCGGUACAGUUCGAAGGAAGAGGUCGUGAAGGCACAGAAGUCUCUGCACAUGUGUGUACUGGGGAACACUACUAUUCUCGCCGAGUUUGCCAGUGAAGAGGAGAUCAGUCGCUUCUUUGCACAAAGUCAGUCCCUGGCCCCUUCUCCUGGCUGGCAGGCGCUCGGGUCCAGCCAGGGCCGGCUGGGCUCCCUCGACGGCUCCCAUUCGUUCUCCAGCCGGACCGAUCUCAAUCACUGGAGUGGUGCUGGGCUGUCGGGGGCCAGCUGUGGAGACCUUCACGGCACUUCCCUCUGGGGGACCCCGCAUUACUCCACAAGCCUGUGGGGGCCUCCGAGCAGCAGCGACCCCCGGGGAAUGAGCAGCCCCUCCCCCAUUAAUGCUUUUCUUUCUGUUGACCACCUGGGUGGGGGCGGAGAGUCCAUGUGACGCGUCGGUGUGGACUCGCACUGUGACCUCAAGACAAGGAAGGAGCAGGAGCAGUCAGCUGGGCCGCGCCUGCAGCCGGGGCGCCUGUGGGAACAGCUCUUCUCUGCACAUUUUCCACUUUGUUUUCCCCAAAACAUAUCAGUUUGAAUACUUGAAUCAUGCAGGCCAAUAUUAUAAUGUGAAAGGUAUCUAUUUACACUCCCCAGUGGCGCCAUACAUGCUACCCCGUAGUGAGCUCACGUGUGCACAUCCAUCAUGUGUAGCCUUUGAUCCACCCCCAGCCCCAGAACCGUUUGGGGCCGAUCGUGUCUGAGCUUUUACCUUUGCACUGAUAAGUUCUCUCCGUCCAGUCGCAGCAUGGGGGCAGCUGUCCAGUGUGAAUGUUUACUCAAGGACGUCCUUCAGAGGUGUGCGCUCUCUACUAUGCCUUGUCGUUGCGACCUUCAUGUGGUACCGCGGAGUAAGAUCAAGGAUGAUACUGACGUAGGAUUAGUAAUGGAAGUAUUGCACCAGUUUUUUUCAUGUUGUAAAACUAAAGAAUUUCGCUCUGCAGUUUGAAAAACUGUGGCCACAGCUGUGACUUGCAGCCUCCCUGCCACCCAGGGUGGCCCUGCACUUUGAAUAGGCUUUCCAUUUUGUUUUGAAGGUUCUGUCGAGCCUUCUUGUUUACAGAUUUUUUUGUUUGUUUUUUGAGAAAAAAAUGUUUACUCUUCCAUCAUUUAAAAAAAAAAUUAAAAGACAAAAAAAAAUGGAGGAUGAUUUAAAAGAUGCUUUCUAUCUCUGGGAAAAAAGGAGCAGCAUUUGGCCAUGUUCUUUUGUUUUUCUAUUCCUGUCCUAAAUCAAAGAGCAUGGUUCUCAGGAAAACCAGUUCCCCAGUUUAAAAAAAAAAAAAAAAAAAAAAAAGGAAAAAAAAAAAACCUUGUAGUUUCUUAUAGGAAAAGAAGAAAACCCCCAACUUUUAGCACUGAUACUACGUACUACGUAUUGCUCUGUUAAAUGAUUUUCUCUGCCACAAAAAGAAAAAAUACAGAAAAAAAA